AGAAAGGGAAAAAGGAGAGAAUUCAUAACUCAUCGGAAAGCGCACAGAGUCCACAACUUCAUUCAAACUUUCCCUCCAUUUUUCUCAUCCGCAAUUAAACCUUUUCUCUCUUAUUUCUCUGUCUCCUUUCAAUCAAGACUGUCACUUUCUUCAUCGCAUUUAAUUUCCCAGUCCCUAUGAAUCGCCACAACCUCUUCUUCAAAACCCCCAUUCUCGCCCCUUCUUCUUCCCCCGAGAACCGCCGUCUUCGGAUCGCCGACAUUCUCACCGACGACGAGGAGGACCACGCCGGUUACGGAACCCUAGGAGACGACGACGACGGCAUGAGCGGCGUCGGAGAGCGCCGCCGCAGGGAGCGGUCCCCGAGCUUCCACUGCUCCUCGCCGCGGCGGAUCAUUGCACGGUGCUUUGCGGCGCUGAGGCCAGCCAGGGAGAGGAGAAUUUCGGCUCUUCGGAGAGAGAAGAGGGAAGAACUCGGCGAGGUUUCGGGGCACACGACUCGUUUGAUGAAUGCCCUGAACAGUCGCGAUUCGCCGGUUUCUGGUUCUGAGAGUGAGGAUUCAGGACGCUGUAGGAAUGACGCCUCUUUUAAUAUGGGCGUUGCUUGUGCUUUAUUGUAUCUAAUUGGUGCCAGUAAAACUGAAAUAACUAAGAUGGUGGAAGUGAGGAAGCAAAUGGAGAUACUUCUUCGAAACUUUAGAGAGGAAUUGCAAAACAGGAAUUCAGGUUUGAAGCCAAUUGAAAUCGAUGACAGUGUUGCUUAUUCCACCAACCAUAUCCGAGAGAGUUCCAACUCUAGUACGCAGAUUUCACUUCAAAUGAAUUCUGCACGGACCACAUCAUAUGUAGUGCCGGAAUCCGAAACCACCUUGGAAUGCGACGAUUCUUUCCGACGGGUUGUGCAUGAACGGGAACAGCAUUUAACAGGAAUGGAUGAGCUUGAGGCAGAACUCGAAGCCGAGUUGGAACUUUUGGAGCUCCAUGUGGAUACAGAACAUCCUUUAGUUCUCCCACAGCAGCAAGGGCUGAAGCAGGGCAUUAUGGACACUGCUUCUUCGGUAAGCCACAGCUCGAGUUCUACUUUUGGAGAGGUAAUUGACCCACAAGAGACGGCGCAUAUUUUAUUUGAAGGGCACAGUGAAGUUCCUCCUAUUGAAUUGGAGAGAAGGUUGCAUGAACUUCUGGAAGCAAGACAACAAGAAAGGAUACACGAGCUUGAGGAGGCUUUAGAGUGUGCAAAGCAAAAACUUCGCGAGAAAGAAUGGGAGGUUUCUUGGUGGAAAGACACUGCAAAGCUUAUGUCGCAGCACGUGCCACAACCAUCGCGGAUUGUUUCCCAGCAUGAUCCAAUAACUUUUUGACUUGUUGAGGUGAGCAUCAGAAUGUACUAUGUAGGG
Molecule: messenger RNA, 1397 nt
Organism: Morus notabilis
Lineage: Eukaryota; Viridiplantae; Streptophyta; Magnoliopsida; Rosales; Moraceae
Product: protein POLAR LOCALIZATION DURING ASYMMETRIC DIVISION AND REDISTRIBUTION
Exons: 3
Coding region: 177-1361 (394 amino acids)
Biological process (GO): asymmetric cell division
Source: RefSeq, a predicted model, not a curated record